AUGUCGACUGACACCAGACCUCGCGCCCGCAUCUCCGACCGCAUCGCCUGCGAGAUCUACCUCUUCCGCCUCUCCCAGCCCUCUGAUCAGCUCUGGUUCCCUACUCCCGCCAGCGUCGCUCUCGGCAGGAGGUACGGCAUCACGCCCAAGGCCGUGCGAGACAUCUGGAACAGGCGGACCUGGGCGCGUGCGACCCGCCACCUUUGGAAAGACAAGGCAGGACAGACCAUGCCCCUGAAACAAGAGAGACAGGAGGGCGCUGGAUCAGAUAGGAUGCUCAACGAGGAGGAGGAGGUCGUAUCAACACUGAAACCUGAGCUGCGUAUGGAAGAACAAAUUCCAUCUCCGUUGUCACCGCCUUCGAGGAGUCCUGCAAGCAUACCAGCAACGGAUGAUAUUGGAAACGAAGCAAACAUCGUCGAGUCUCAAAGCAACGAGGCUACAGGCCUUGGGGACAGAACGGCAGACACGCACUGCGAGGGAUGGCUGGUAUGUCCUACACGCAUAUUACUGUUCAUAUCCGCGCAAGAGACGUCCGAGGACGAUAUCUGGUGA
Guillardia theta CCMP2712 is the source of this 555-nucleotide messenger RNA. RefSeq lists its product as hypothetical. NCBI's taxonomy places the organism in Eukaryota, Cryptophyceae, Pyrenomonadales, Geminigeraceae. The record is from RefSeq and is a predicted model, not a curated record. Bases 1 to 555 code for a protein of 184 amino acids. The transcript has a single exon.